Leguminivora glycinivorella is the source of this 4644-nucleotide messenger RNA. It is a transcript of the gene ush, whose product is annotated as zinc finger protein ush. NCBI's taxonomy places the organism in Eukaryota, Metazoa, Arthropoda, Insecta, Lepidoptera, Tortricidae. Gene Ontology annotation, cellular component: nucleus. The transcript is spliced from 3 exons. Gene Ontology annotation, biological process: heart development; positive regulation of transcription by RNA polymerase II; cell differentiation. Gene Ontology annotation, molecular function: RNA polymerase II-specific DNA-binding transcription factor binding. The coding region runs from base 92 to 2488 and encodes 798 amino acids. The record is from RefSeq and is a predicted model, not a curated record.
AGUUUACGCGGGAAAAGCAUGACGGCGCGAACGAAUAUUCGGUCUGUUGUAGACAAUUUUAGUGUUUAAAAGUGUUUCUGGAGCUUCUGUGAUGUUAUUGUGGCUGCGGUACCUGAAACAGCUGGAGCUGGCGUGCGCCGGUGCCCCGCCAGGUGGCGCUGUCGACGUCAAAACAAUGUGUGAGGACGAGGAAUGGGGAAACGAGAGCGAGGCGAUGCCAGGAGAACCUCGCACGCCGAGCUCGGGAGGAGAGCGGGCCGCGUCGAGCGGCGGCGCGUCGCCUGCGUCGGCGUCGGGCGGCUCCCCGGCCGCCUCGCCGCCGCGCCUGCGCCUCAACACCAGCCUCGCCACUGACCCCGCGCUGGCGCCCUCAGCCGCGCCCGUCAAACGCGAGCUGCCUUCACCCUCGCCCCCGCUGCCACCGGCAACCACGCAAGCGCAAGCCAGGGACUACCUCGCUCUGACGGCUGCAGCAGCGGCGUUCCCUGCGCUCUUUCCGGUCGCACCGACCGGCUACAUGUGCCAGCCGUGCGGCAUUCGCUAUUCCUCUCUAAGUACACUGCAAGCCCACCAGGAGCAUUACUGCUCCAACAGACGGCCAAAGCCUUCCGAAUCUGUAGAACCGGGCGCUGAUGCCGCAGGAGAUGAAUCCAGUAGCGAUGCGAAGACUCCGAGACGUACAGGAAAGCAAUACGCUUGCACCUACUGCUCUUAUAGCGCUGAUAAGAAAGUCAGCCUUAACAGACAUAUGCGAAUGCAUUCUUCUUCCCCAGUUAGCAGCGGGACUCCUGUCCCGACUCCGACAUCUAACGGGGAAGCUACCGAAGGCCAACCGUCGCCCGACCGGUACUGUGCCGACUGUGAUAUAAGAUUCAGCUCGAUCCAAACUUAUAGAGCUCAUAAAACACACUAUUGCAGCACUAGACAGGUGGUUAAACCUGCUGUGCCUUCAGCUAGAGGAAGUUCAGUAACCUCAGGGUCUGCGCCGCCAUCCCCUGGCGCUACACCACCCGCUCAAAACCAGUAUGCGCUAGCACUGCCGACUAACCCUAUACUCAUCGUCCCGUACUCACUGCUGCGGGGCGCGAGCACUCUUCCGGGAGCAACUCUGCCAGACCCCGACACGCCGUGUUUUUUACUGCCAAACGGCACAUUCCAACCGCUCAGCCGAGCUAUACCAAAUAUGAAUUCAGACGGAAAAGAAGCCGAAGUUUUAAAGUCAGCCAAUAGACCUCGAGACACUUUGAAGGAUGGUGGCACUCCUUUGGAUUUAAGCGUGCGGCGGACUCCUGAAUCAGUGGGUACUGACGAGCAUGAGAAGGAAAACAGACUGCGAUCCGCGACGCCCGAGCAGAUUGUCUGCGCACCCUCGCUCCCGGGGUCUCCCGGCACGCCGUCGCCACAGCGUCGAUCAUCAUCUCCUACCGGAGAGAGCUCACCAAAGCGCCGACGACGAGACUCCAGAGGGCCAACGCCAAAACCCCCAAGCGUUCCCUCCCCGCCCGAGGGAAAGUUCAUUCCCGUGCCACCUGCACUUAUGCCGCCAGCUCUAGCCAUGCGUCUAGCUUCUGACUUGCCGCUGUCGGCCGCUUCUCCCCAAGUUCUAGUCAAGCAAGGUGUCUCUAAAUGCAAAGAAUGCAACAUCGUCUUCUGCAAAUAUGAAAAUUAUCGCGUGCAUAAACAACACUACUGCAACUCAGGCGGGGACGAGCGGGUAUUGAGUCCGGCGCCUCCGGAGCCCGGGCCACCGCCUCAGUACCGCCAGCUGUACUGUUUGGCUUGCGGGAUCCACUUCAGUUCUUUGGACAACUUGGCGACGCAUCAGAGCUUCUACUGCACGAAGCGCGAGACGCGUUCGCCGCGCUCCGUCCCGGAGGCGCCGCGGCCGGCGUCGGGGCGGAGGGGGUGGAAGUGCCCGUGCUGCGACGUGGUGUCGCCGACGGCGGCGGCGGCGCAGCGCCACAUGGAGGCGCACGCGGGCGUCAAGGCCUUCCGCUGCACCAUCUGCCGUUACCGCGGCAACACGCUGCGCGGGAUGCGGACCCACAUACGAAUGCACUUCCCGAAGAAGCCUGCUGACUUGCAGGAGGAAAGCUACAUAGCCUGCGUGAUCGAAGACGACAAUCGCGAGGCAACAUCCCCGGCCCCCGCCGUCGGCGAGCGCGUCCACCGUUGCAGUUCCUGCGCGUACACCUCCACCUAUCGCGGCAACGUGGUCCGCCACGCGCGCCUGGUCCACGCCACCGACGAACCCGAGCCCGAGGAAACCUCCCCCGUCCCCCCCGUCCCCCCCGUCGACAUCAAAAAAGAACCAGAAACAGAAGAAGAAACACCCAACUACUGCAAAUCCUGCGACAUCUCAUUCAAAUACGUCAACACCUAUAAAGCGCAUAAGCAGUUUUACUGCACGGCCAAUAACCAAGAUGCCGCGGCUAAUAACAAUGUGCCAGCAGCGCUGCCAACCGCACGCGUCAACGAAGUGCUUUGAACGUUGCGUUCGAUUUUCAAAAGUGUAGAAUAGACCGGUCAUAGAUAGGUCUUUGAAAUGUAGUGUCAUUAUCAAGUAGCGACUCACUUUUGACGCAAUUACUGUUAAACAGAGAAUUCAAUUUGUACUUAUAUCUCGUUUUAACUUGUAUCAGCGUCUUUCUCUGCAGAGUUGCAACUUGAUUACGCUUGGUUAGAAAUAAGUGAUUGUAUCUAAAACUUUUGGAUCUAGGUAUAUUAUAUCAUGUGCAAUAAUUGAAAUAAUCGAUAUAAUUAUACUGCAUAUCAACGCCAAAUUUGACGGUUUGAAUUAAUUUCUUUGGACGUAACGGCUUAUGUAAAUAGCUCUCAUUAUAUAGUUUUUUUGUUACUGUUAUAUAUAAUUAAAGUUAAUCGUGUAUGUAUUAGUUAACGUUAAAAAUUACCAAAUUGUAAAUAUUAAAAUGUGUAAAGAUAUUAUUACAUCGUAACGAAAUUUUAUUACCAUUUGUUCUAAGCAAUUGUUCUGUUGUUAAUUUUGUUUAAUAUUAUUAUUAAGAAACUGAGUAUUUAAAGACGUACUCAAUACAGGUACAUUACUUACAGUGCUAUAGCUAUCAGUAAACUAAAUAUAAUAAUGGUUUCACCAAAAAUGUGACAUGAACGACACUAAUUUUGAACAAAUCAAGUCAAAGUAAACUUGCAAUAUACCUGUUCAGUAGAACACACCUUCUAUCGUAAAACAAUAAUAAAUUCAGGUACCUACUUACUAUAUCGCGCGUAUCUCACUUUAACGGAUACCUCUCGUUUUUACAGGAUUAUCUUGAUAUAUACCUAAUAAUAUAGUAUAUGUAUGUAUAUUUGUAUGUCUUAUCCCUUAAAUAGUGCAUAUUUGGAUACAAAAAUAAAAUAAAGCAUACUUCACAUCAAUCACGUUACAUUUUUUAGGGAACCACAUACCUACAUACAUAACAUGUAAAUAUCUUUUUAUAGAUACAACCUGAGCUGCAUUUUCAGUUUAGGAACGUACCCCGAACAGUUCCGUUGCACGCAAAACUAUAUUAAAAAAAACCUUUGAAUAAAAUAAGGAAUUAAGAUAAAUACCAUGUUUUGUCAAUGCCAAAGCAUCACUAGCGUAUCUUAUGCAUUUAUAGCUAUCUCACUAAUAUAGUUAUAGAAUAAUAAACACAAGACUUAUCUGUAGAAUUGUAAAUUGUCAAUGUGUUGUCUCGAAAUGUUUACGUUCAGGGUUUUAAAAAGUAACGAAAAGUAUGAUUACUAGCUUUACGAAAAAUAAAACUUGUCUAUGCUACAGUAUAAGAAACCCACCAAACCAAAACCGAGAAUUUAUGAAUAAGCUGGCAAUAUUGGUGGUUAUUCUUUUUUUUUGGAUUUUAUGGCCUGGUUACGAGACCUUUAAGCCAAUGGUGGUUAUUCCCGCAAAUGUCAGUGUUGCCAGUUAUAAAUUGUAAAACUUUAAUCAUCUGUGACAGAACUCAGACAAAAAAAUGUUUUGAUAAUAUAUUUACGGCCAAAAAUAUUAAAAAGACACAUCUCAAGCUAGUAUCAUAUGGUUUCAUUACUUUUAUCAUAAUUAUAUAACCGAAUUUAGUCUACUUCGUUAUUAUCAACCAGAAACUAAAAAUAAGUUUAAAAUCAAAGUAACGUCAAUUUAAAACAAAAGUGUAACCGUUAACUUUUGGAUUUAAACUUAACCAUAAUAAAAGGUUGUCAUUUAAAUCAUAAUCUUCCAUCAAUAUAGUUGGACUGUCAAUAAAUAUUGACUUUGUAUCGAUAUAAGUAAUUUUUGUUUAUUUAUUCUUACUUGACUACCUAAUGAAUUCCCGAAUUUUGUUAUCGUAUUUCAAAUCGUAAAAAAAUGGAUGGAUGUUUCUUCUAUUAGGAUAUAAACAGUUCGUUAGUAAAAAAUAUUUUAAAUUAAUCUAAGAUGAAACAAUUAAAAAACUAAGUUCUUAAGUUAUAGUUAAGAAAAUAACUGAGUCAAGUAAGACUAAAUCAGCAAAAAAAGUACUCUGUUCUUGUAGCUUUGUAAAAACACGUUAUGUACGUUGACGUGCAGCCUGGCAAAAAAAGAGUAGCAAAUAAUAGGGGCGCCACCGUCUAUGUAAAUCCUUUUGCAUAUGGCAACUAUUUGGACACCUUUCAAUGAGCAGUUAA